Annulohypoxylon truncatum is the source of this 3336-nucleotide messenger RNA. RefSeq lists its product as uncharacterized. Lineage: Eukaryota; Fungi; Ascomycota; Sordariomycetes; Xylariales; Hypoxylaceae. The record is from RefSeq and is a predicted model, not a curated record. The coding region runs from base 1 to 3336 and encodes 1111 amino acids. The transcript is spliced from 3 exons.
AUGAACAGGAUCAAAGAGACGCUAGCCAGGAUAACCCGUGCCGCUCGAGGAUCGAAGGAGACAUCGUCGUCUUCUAGCCUGCGCCUGGAUCGUGUAGGUCGGUCGAGCAGUUCAACUUUAGACUCCCGCGAAAGGGAAAAGGUCCUGGUGCGUGCCGAUGGAAGAGGUCCCCUUAUCCUCUUCGACGGAACUCCAAAUGCCGAAGAGGGCCUCGACGUCGUCUUCGUCCAUGGACUGUUCGGCUCGCGCUCCGGUACCUGGACGAAGGGGGGUAUUUGUUACCCUCGCGACUUGCUCGGCCAUGACAUUCCAGGUGUCCGUAUCAUCGCAUGGGGAUGGAUGGGCGCUUUGAGCGGUAACGGCACCUUUAUCGACCAAGCAGAAAGCCUUUUAGCAGAUAUCGCACGGCUCCGUAGUGGGAUAUCGCGGCCCCUCAUUUUUAUAGGUCAUGGCCUGGGAGGACUCGUAAUCAAAGAAGCCUUGGUCACGGCUGCGAUGUCGCGAAUAUACGGUGCACAUGUCGAACUUGGCAACGUAUACCCGCGAACUAUCGGCUGUGUUUUUUUGGGUACACCUCACGUCAGAAGUGGAAAGCGAUCAUUGGGUGAAUGCAUCGCCGCAACAGCGCUCUUGUCGCCAUCUGCGCCAACCCCGCAACUCCUGCGAGCAUUCAAAGAAAAUGAUAAAGCCUUCGAGAAUUUGCAUGCAACAUUUCUUAUGGUUUCUAGAGAUAUAAGAGUCGUGUGUAUCAGAGAAAGGUUACCAUCGACGAUAGCAACCUCGAGCGAUCCUACCGAUGGGAUGGAAUUGGGCAAAUCAACGGUGCAGACGAUGGUCCCGAGAGAUUCGGCGGCUUACGAAGGCUUCAAUGUGACGAGGCAUGAUAUGGGAGUGUCUCAUCUGGACCUUGCGAGAUUCAAGAGUAGAGAUGAGGUGGGAUAUUCACAGAUGCUUUCCUGGAUCAUGAAGGCAUCAUCGGGCCCGACUCCGGCAGAAGCCGAGGCAAGAGAGCCCCGAAACCAAGAAAUUCUCAACUCUAUUUAUUAUGAUACCAUGAAUGAACGUGAAUCUCGGAUAGAUCCAGCUUAUGGCCAAACGUGCGAGUGGAUCCUGAACCCGAACCUCUCCGCAGUGCCUAGGCACUUCAGGUCCAAAGAUCCUGUUUUAUGGAUUAGUGGCAACGCCGGCUCUGGCAAGUCGACACUCAUGAAGUGCAUUGCGCGUUCUGAGACCGUGAGACAGCAGCUUCUCGAAGGCUGGGCAAGCGAAGGAGACUUACUCAUGGCUUGCUUCUUCAUGUUCGAAGGCGGUAACCGCAUUCAAAAAUCCUAUGAGGGCUUUCUACGUAGCGUCUUAUACCAGAUCUUGUCUGCGAGGCGAGACCUCAUUAGAAUUGCCUUCCCUAGCUUCUUCGAGGGCGAUUGGCCACCCCCGGUUUUAUUCACAAGUAUCAAUAAUCUUAAUCAGGCCUGGUACUCCAUCUUCGCUCACAUGUCUGACAACCUACGCCUCUUCAUUCUCAUCGAUGGGAUAGAUGAAUACCGCAUUAUGGAACGAAAGGAUCACUAUGAACCAGAUCAGCUCGAUAUCACUUACGACAGGGACACGGGCGACGAGGCUUGGGGACAAAGCAAAUGGGCUAAAGAUUCGCACGUGGAAAUAUCAAAACUCAUUAAUAGCAUGGGCAACAAGGACAACGUCAAAUUCAUCGUCUCGUCUCGUGAGCUCCCUAUUUUUGAGGAAGCUUUCGCCGAAUAUCCUAGGAUCAGACUGCAAGAGCACACCGAGAAGUCUAUAUCGCAGUACGUGGCAGGCCGACUCGAAGACGAGGCUCCAGGACUCCCGGAUACCAAGAAUCUCUGCAGGGAGCUAGCGCAAAAGAGCAACGGAGAUAUACUAUGGGCCAGGUUAGCAAUUGAUAUGGUAAUCGGUUGCAGCUUAAGAACGCUAAGGCCAAUGCUGAAUUCCCUUCCAACACAUCUUGGAGGACCUGACGGCUUGUAUAUGCGUAUGCUGGAGAAUCUGACUCUUGAGCAACAGCAGACUGCAUCCAGGAUCUUUCACCUUGUUCUAAGCGCGCAGCAGCCGCCCAGCUUAAUUACACUCUCGCUCGCUGCAGAGGGCUAUAUAAACCCUGCAACAGGACAACUUAGAGCUAUCGAAGACAAUCAGCAUCCUUACGAUAACGCCUCUCUUCAACUCUUGACCGACCACAUGACAAACCUCUUAGAAACCUCCUGCGCCGGCCUCCUUGUCGCAGAGACGGGGCCCUCCAAUAAUCCCAACUCUCUCGAGACCGGUCAGCGAGUGGUCUUCGUUCACCAGACCGCUAAGGAAUGGGUGCGUCGCAAAGACAUAUGGCUAAAGCUUCCGGGCUGCCAACCGGUUGCCAGCGUAGAGUAUUAUUUCAAGUGCCUCAGUGGGUGUGUAAGGCAUAUCAAAGCCUUUGAACUCAACCGGCCGGCCGUACUGGCCUGGCCAACCUGGCGAUUUCGACCUGGUGCCUGGCUACUGAUCGCAAACGCGCUGCGGUUCGCCGAGAAGGUCGAUAAAGAGGUUUCUGACGUGGACAAAUAUGUGGAUUUAUUGGAUGAGUUAGACAGCACAUGCCAGCGGAUAUGGGUUGCGGCGCUACAGCACCACAAGCCGCUUCACGAGGAUCCCGAUUGGUACGAUCACAGGCUACCCAGCAUGUGCCGGAAACACUGGGCAGGCUACGAACCGAUGGACGCCGGCAAGCCGCCUAAGCGAAAGGACCUCUUGUCGCUCGCCGUCCAAGCCAAUCUGAUACGGUACACCGCCACGAAGCUGAGCAGAUUAGAUCCGGAAGUCAGGAGAAAGAAGGCUCAAGACCUUCUGCCUUAUGUUGUCAGUCCCAAGGCCGAAGGCUUCAGCGCCUGCGCCGGCCUCAGCGGAGAGUACUUGGAUUUCCAUCACGAUAUGCCGGAUUCCCGUAUUCUAGACGUCCUGUUCGACGCCGGAGCAUCAGCACGAGACGACGACAAAGUGUGGACCAGGGCGCUAAAGACAGGACGGCACUACUUCUCGAGAGGAAGCGUGACGAUGACGCAUCUGCUGGAAACGUCGUCGAGCACGAGAUUGAUGGAUAACCGAGAAAGAUGGGUCACUGCCGUCAAGUCGCUACUUCAGCAUGGCGCUGAUCCGCACUCCGAGAUCCAGGUCACGACCGGCAGCGGCGAAAGCCAGUCCACGACGACGGUAGCCGCCGUUGAUCUGAUACGGGAAACAUUGGAAGGAGAGCCCGAGUACGCCAUAGAGCUAGUCGAAAUGGAGAUAUUGAUGGGUAGGAGAGGGAGCGUGGGAAUUGCCAGAUGA